AUAAGAAGGAGAAACAAUGGUGUUUGAGGCUCACUGUAUGUCAUUUCCAUGUACAGAACACUUAUUAUUCAACUAUGCCAAGGAUCAUGCACUGGGCUCGUCGCAUUGAACAGGAGAUUGACAGAGUCUUGCAGCACAUCAGCGGCGCUCAACAACUGAAAGGGAUCUACGGUGAGAAGAGAAGACAGUUCAGUUUGGUCAGAAAUAACCCUCGAGAAAUCGUAGAGAAAGUUGCUACAGACAUCGAGAGACUGCUGGCCAAGAAACGCAAAGCACUUGAGAAACUUGCGAGUGAAGCGGAGCGUCUUCAGAAAGAUCAUCGGUGGCAGGAUGGACUCAAGGAGGAAAAUAUUGAAUAUUAUAACUCUAAAGCAGAGAUGGACUAUGACGGUGAGGACAUUGAUUCCCAGAUGUCAUUGAAGCUGGAGUUUGUGUAUGAUCCAAACUUCAAAAACCAUGUGAAUUACUCACACACUGCCGUCCAGAUCCCCACAGACAUCUACAAAGGCGCUCCGGUGAUUCUGAACGAGCUGAACUGGACGCAAGCGUUAGAGCGAGUCUUCAUAGAGAACAGCAGAGACGACCCGUCGUUGCUCUGGCAAGCGUUUGGAAGCGCCACCGGUGUCACGAGAUAUUAUCCAGCUGCUCCCUGGAGAGCGCCAGAUAAGAUUGACCUUUAUGAUGUACGACGACGACCCUGGUACAUUCAAGGAGCAUCCUCGCCCAAAGAUAUGGUCAUCCUCGUAGACGUGAGCGGCAGUGUCAGUGGACUUACUCUCAAACUGAUCAAAGCUUCGGUCACAGAGAUGCUCGACACACUCUCCGACGAUGAUUACGUCAAUGUGGCCAGGUUCAAUGAGAAGGCAGAGGCAGUGGUGCCCUGCUUUAAACACCUGGUUCAGGCAAACGUGCGCAAUAAGAAGAUCUUUAAAGAGGCUGUGCAGCAGAUGCAGGCCAAAGGAACCACCGAUUACAAAUCCGGCUUUCACUUUGCCUUCAACCAGCUGCUCAACAAGACGAACGUUCCUCGAGCCAACUGUAAUAAAAUCAUUAUGUUAUUUACUGACGGAGGGGAGGACCGAGCUCAGGACAUCUUUGAGCAGUACAACUGGCCCAAUAAGACGGUCCGCGUGUUCACAUUCUCGGUGGGGCAGCACAAUUAUGAUGUCACUCCGCUGCAGUGGAUCGCGUGUGCUAAUAAGGGAUACUAUUUUGAGAUCCGCUCCAUCUGUGCUAUAAGGAUUAACACCCAGGAAUAUCUGGACGUGUUGGGCCGCCCCAUGGUUCUGGCAGGAAGAAGUGCCAAGCAGGUGCAAUGGACCAACGUCUAUCAGGACGCGCUGGGUCUGGGGCUGGUGGUGACGGGGACGAUGCCGGUGUUCAACCUCACUGUGGACGGAAACUCUCAGAAUCAGCUGAUUUUAGGGGUGAUGGGGGUUGACGUUCAUCUGGAUGAGCUGAAGAGACUCACACCACAACACAAGCUGGGAGCAAACGGAUACAUCUUCGCCAUUGACCCAAAUGGAUACGUGCUGAUGCAUCCGAACCUGCAGCCUCGAGAGGAGGAUUUGCCAGAGCCUGUGACGCUGGACUUCCUGGAUGCAGAAGUAGAAGACAUCAGCAAACAGGAGAUUCGCCGACAAAUGAUUGACGGCCGAUCGGGAGAGAUGACAAUCAAAACUCUAAUUAAAUCAAUGGAUGAGCGUUACAUCGACGAGGUCACACGUAUGUACUCCUGGACGCCCAUCAACGACACUGAUUACAGUCUGGGUCUGGUACUUCCUCCGUACAGUGAAUAUUACAUCCAGGCUGAUCUCAGCGACGUCAUGCUGCAGCUGCAGUAUUUACAGUCCCUGCUGCCCAACUCGUUUGAGUCGGCUGGUCACGUGUUUCUAGCUCCCAGAGAAUACUGCAAGCGUCUGCAGAUGGCUGAGAAUAACACACAGUUCCUGGCAGACUUCCUGUCUCUGAUGGUGGAGAUCUCACCUGAAUCUGAAGACUGUGAUCAGGGUCUCAUUCAUAACCUGAUCUUGGAUUCUGGGAUCCUCUGGAAUCUCGCCACACGUGUUUGGCAGAACAAGGAUCUCAACACGUACGGCUUCCUGGCGCUGUUCGCGUCCACCAAUGGAGGUGUCACACGCGUUUACCCCAACAUGGCUGCUGAAUCAUGGGACGAGGAUCCUGAACCUCUGAACUCAAACUUCUACCGCCGCACUCUGGACAACAAAGGCUACAUCUUCAGAGCGCCAACACGAACCUCAAUGGAUGAUCUGUUAAUCUCAGAGAACGGCACUGUGGGGAUUUUGGUCACCACCGCCGUGGAGGUCGUGAUUUCAGGCAAAACCAUGAAGCCUGCAGUGGUCGGAGUUAAGCUGGAUUUGGAGGCCUGGGUUGACAAGUUCAAGAUCCUCGCCAGCAACGUAUCAGACAGCAGACAGGCCGCUCAUAAGUGCGGCCCCUCCAGAUCCUGUGAGAUGGACUGUGAAGUGAACAGCGAUGAUUUAUUGUGUUAUCUGAUCGAUGACGGAGGUUUCCUGGUGAUGUCCAAUCAGAGAGACCACUGGAAGAAGGUGGGUCUGUUCUUCGGCGAGGUCGACCCCUACCUGAUGUUCGCCCUCUACAACAACUCAAUCUACGCCCGUCAUCAGACCUUCCAGUAUCAGUCAGCCUGUGAGCCGACAGCCAGCAGCCACACAGGAGCUGCACACAGAGGAUUCUAUGUGCCCUCCAUUGCUGAUUUUCUCAGUCUGGCCUGGUGGACGUCAGCAGCGGCAUGGUCUGUUCUGCAGCAGUUCCUGUAUGGACUGAUCUACAGCAGCUGGUUCACCACAGAAGAUGUCUGGGCUGAGAGUUCGGACACUAAAGGGAGCAGCAGCUGUGUGACGGUUCAGAGUCAGUUCUACUUCACUAACACUACCAACUCCUUCAACGUGCUGCAGGAUUGUGGGAACUGCUCCAGAUUGUUCCACGCCAAGCGUAUAGAAAACACAAACCUGUUGUUUGUGGUGGCGGAGACGCUGCCCUGCAGCUCCUGCGAGAUCGAGAAACUCUUGCCUGUCAGAACAAAGUCUCAAGAAGAGAAUCCGUGUGAGGUGUUAAACUCUGCCCGCUAUCGGAAAGGACCUGACAAAUGCUUCGACUACAACUCAGAGGAGAACACGUCGGAGUGUGGCAGCGCUCACUCUUUACACUGUCCGAUGCGAGUUCUGCUCUGGAUUCAGUUAUUGUGGCUUUACCUCAUUCUACGAUCGUAAUCUGAGUCCCACUGCCUUCAGUGUUCCUGUCCCUCAUCCGUACGCCACUCCGGUCCUCUCCUGAAAUUCUCCUGGUUUUCCGGCUCUCUGUUUCAUCGUGAGGUGCAUUCCAGCUGUGUGCCGUUACAGCAGAGCAUGAUGGGAAAACGUGUCUUAGUAACCCCAACAUUGUGCAGAUCCAAAAAAAACAAAACUGUCUUAAAUCAUUUCACCUUUAUAUUCAGAAAACCUACAAAAAAAAACAAAACAAAAAAAACAGUCUUUCUGCUGCCGUAAAGUAUUUUUGCUUGCCAAAAACAGGAAAGGACCUGGUUUGUUUCGAAAUACUGAAACGCGAUUCACGUUUUGACGGUUAUUAUCACAAUCUCGCAUUGUGUGUUUAUUUGAGUCUUGCUUCAUUCUCAAUUUAGUGCCAAACCCUUGCUCAAACGCAGAGGACAUGCAGCUUUCGUUGAAAUAUCGUUUUUUUUUUUAAGCUUCCUUGCCAAGAGAGAAUGCCGUAUUACCGCAAACUGCUUCGUUUAGAAAAGAAGACGAUUUAGAUUUUGUUUCGUGUUCAUUUAGAGCUUUUGUCGAAUGUUUUAAGGGCAUAUAUUGUGUCUAAAAACUGCUGCCUGGUUUGUUACCCAACAGUGCCUUGGCGCACUUGUCCGAAUGGACCAACAAUAGCACUGGACGUGGAUUCGACUGACCCCGAAUGAAUGCUGGAGAAAGACACGGUAUUGAAUGUUUACAGUAUACAGUAUAAGGGUGAAUGUCAUGAAACCUGGCAAAAGUUCAUAUUUCACCCCAAAAUCAAAAGAUAUGAAUAGGAAGUGGGACAUAAAGAAAAUGAAGCACAUUUUUAGGAUCAUUAAGAUUUUAAAAGCACAUUUUCCCUCCAAAUCUCAUUACCGUAAUGUGAAAAAAAAAAAAAAAAAUUCUCAUUAUUGUAAUGUAGGGAUAAAAAUAUUUUUACAAUAUGGUAGCAUUUGUUAUACUGCCUUAAUUCAUGAUUAUUCAGAUAGUAAAAAACACAUUAAAACAAUGUCACAACGCAAACAAAUAUGCGCAAUAUUCCUACAAAUACCUUUUCAUGAGUUGUUGGGUAUUUUUCUGUUGAUUUUGGGGUGUUUCACAUGAGACGUCUUUUGACGUUCAGUAUGGGUUUAUUAUACAUAUUCUACUAAUUCUGUCUUUAGAAAGUCACUCAAAUGGUUUUAACUUUUUUCUGAUGUAAAUAUGGUUACUCCACACUGACUUGAUCUAGUUCAGUGUGUUUUAAUGAAAUGGAAUGCAAGCUGAUGUCUCGAUGUCCCGCUGCAUGCUGGGAAAAAUGAUAACCGCUGUUAAACUUCAUGAUUUUAGGACAUUUACUGGAAGGACAGUCGACCCUUUGAACCACUGAACGGACCAACUUUAUCUUCUUAAUGAGUCCGUAGAUGUUAUCCAAGGAUCGAUAUGUAUUGAUUUUGAUUUAAUUUAAAAGAUACGGUGUGUAUAUUGCUUGCGAUAUGUAUCAAGUGUGAAUUUUGAGACGCUUUCAUGCUUUUAUUGAAAUGUUUUGGAUUUUAUCGCAGAUGUUUUGUUGCUUUUCAGUGAUUAUGUAUAACAUUUUAAAGGUCCAUUUAGACAAAAAAAAUACUUACUUGGUGGUAUUUCAUCUUUUAACGUGGCCACACUUCCAAAACAAUUGUACUUCCACUCAAAUGAAUGGGUCGAGAUUCUUCUGAAUUGAACUGAAAGGGUUUCGCUUGACGUAUUUUGUAUCGUAAUGGCUUGAGCAAUACUUUGAAUUAUGUCAACUACGCUGAAAUGCAAGUGAGCGCUACUGAAUUAGUGUAAAGAGAGCAUGAAAUCAGUAUUGAGCCGCUUUCUUUGGAUGACUUUGAUUCAGGCUUGUCUUUGAAUAUCGGCUUAAUGUUUGUAUGUGAGCUGUGAGCGUUCUAACAUUAUUAUUUCAUGCCAAUAAGAGUAUUUAUACUAUUGUCUUUCUGUAAAAAUUUCUCUGUGUUACAAUGAAUUUAAUGAUGUGAAUAGGAAUGUUUUAAUUUUUAAUUUUUUUUGUUCGUUUGUUUUUUUUAUUUUGUUCUGCAGAUGUUUGUUAACUAUGUGAAAGGGUUUUUCCUCCCUUUCUGCGGUCUUCCAUAUCACUUCAUUUUGUACAGAUGGCACAAAUCUAUCAAGAAAGGCUAACUUUGUAUCAUAUUGUGUCAUUCACUUCUGGGAGAUGUUUAUAAGAGAAUUGGUGAGAUAAAGACAUUCAUAUUUUUCACGUCAA
This is a messenger RNA of Onychostoma macrolepis, 5514 nucleotides long. RefSeq names its product calcium channel, voltage-dependent, alpha 2/delta subunit 2b (gene cacna2d2b). Gene Ontology annotation, cellular component: voltage-gated calcium channel complex. The record is from RefSeq and is a predicted model, not a curated record. Gene Ontology annotation, molecular function: voltage-gated calcium channel activity. NCBI's taxonomy places the organism in Eukaryota, Metazoa, Chordata, Actinopteri, Cypriniformes, Cyprinidae. The transcript is spliced from 38 exons. The coding region runs from base 75 to 3254 and encodes 1059 amino acids.